Messenger RNA from Rhagoletis zephyria (snowberry fruit fly), 918 nucleotides. Its product is annotated as integrin beta-PS-like. NCBI's taxonomy places the organism in Eukaryota, Metazoa, Arthropoda, Insecta, Diptera, Tephritidae. The record is from RefSeq and is a predicted model, not a curated record. Gene Ontology annotation, molecular function: integrin binding. Gene Ontology annotation, biological process: cell-matrix adhesion; cell adhesion mediated by integrin; cell migration. Gene Ontology annotation, cellular component: focal adhesion; integrin complex; cell surface.
CAAGGUUCGAGAAACAUUUCAAGUUGUGACUUCCGAAGCCGCCUAAGUAAAGUUAAAAAAAUUCAAAAUAUGAUUUUACAUCAGCAUUUCGUGAAGUUUUCGGCAAUAUUCAUCUGCUUAUUACUAAAAGAAAGUCUUGGCGUAGAAACUCAAAAUGCCUGCAACAACAAAAACAGUUGCCAUGAGUGCAUACAAAUGCCGAAUUGCGCCUGGUGCGAGCAACCAAAUUAUACGCAAGAUCGUUGUUUUGAUUAUUUGUUGGAAUCAAAUUGCCCAAACGAAUCGGUUUUUUAUCCUCAAGAAAGUUCUAAGUUUAUAAGUAAUCGACCUUUAACAAGUGGUAAGAGCAUUCAAACUGCGAAAAGUGUAAACAGUGUAAAAUAUGAUAGUCAAGAAAUCGUGCAACUGAAACCACAACAUAUGAGUUUGCAGCUGCGCGCAAAUCAAAUCCACACAAUGCCAUUGACAUACUCACGUGCUCUUGAUUACCCUGUUGAUCUCUACUAUCUGAUGGACUUAUCAUAUUCUAUGGGUGAUGACAAGGACAAAUUAUCCGCUUUGGGUGAUAGUUUAGCUGAGGCAAUGGUUAAUAUCACCAGCAACUUUCGCUUGGGAUUCGGUUCGUUUAUCGACAAAGUUCGAAUGCCUUUUACUAAAGUAUCUAGCGCGCUAGAUAAAUCAAAAAAAUCCGUUACCUAUAGUUAUCACAAUGUUAUGCCGUUGAGUAAGGAUACUAAUGAGUUCGCGUAUAAGGUAAAAAAAGCUGCCACUUAUGGCAACAAUGAUGAUCCUGAGGGUGGACUGGAUGCCAUAAUGCAAGCGGUUAUAUGCCGCAAGGAAAUAGGAUGGCGUGAAAAGGCGCGGCGUUUGCUAGUUUUCUCGACGGAUGCUUCUUUUCAUAGCGCCGGUGACGGUAAG